Strigops habroptila (Kakapo) is the source of this 5164-nucleotide messenger RNA. RefSeq names its product hydroxysteroid 11-beta dehydrogenase 2 (gene HSD11B2). Bases 3683 to 4624 code for a protein of 313 amino acids. The record is from RefSeq and is a predicted model, not a curated record. Gene Ontology annotation, molecular function: oxidoreductase activity. NCBI's taxonomy places the organism in Eukaryota, Metazoa, Chordata, Aves, Psittaciformes, Psittacidae. The transcript is spliced from 4 exons.
GGGCUUCCUCAUCCCCAUGGACGGAGCCAGGAUCAGUCCCUGCUGCACCUGCUCAGGCCCCCAGAUGGGUCUCCCCAUUGUGUGGCUGCUUUCAACCCCAUCUCAUGCUGGAGGAGCUGGAUCUGAGGUGGCAGUGGCGGAUCCUGCCGGGGCCAGGAGGCUGUGUUUUGCUUGGCAUCCCAGGCAGGAUUUGAGCUCGAGCCUAUGGAAACAAGCAGCUCAGUGUGUUAAUCCGAUCGGCCUUGGCGCCCCAGCUCCCCUCCAGCUGAUGGUGUCCUUGAGCCCAGCACCGUCCCCAGGCUGCAAGGCUGGUGAUGGUGGUGACAGCUCCAUCUUGGCAAGGUGUCUUGGACAGGGUGAUGGGGCAUGCAGCCCAAAAUCUCUGUGUGGGAGGUGGCAUCAUUGUCCUGGGGUUUUGGGAGCAGUGGCUGGCAAGCACUCGGCUGCCUCUGGGCUUGGUGGAGAUGGAGCAUCCUCAAGGGGUGCCCCAAAACCACCCCGCUGGGUGCCUUGGGAGCAGCCCCUGAGGCUGUCAGGGCUAACCUGGGUGCUCCAUCAGGUGCUCAGUCCUGGGGCAACCCCUCCACAGGUUCUGCACAGGGAUCCGAAGCAUGGAUGGAGCAGUUCCUGGAAGCUGCCACUCCACCUAGGCACCAACCAGGCUCUGGGACUGCUUCAGCCGAGCUGCGCUUCCAACCACUGAGGUUUUGCCAGGUCUGUGCUGGUCCUCGCCCAUCAUGCAUGGCUCAGGGAUGAGGACGUACAGCUUGUUGUAAUCCAUAUGGGGAUGAGGAUGCCCAGGGAUGGGGCUCGUGGCUUGAGGAUGUUCUACUUGUGGCUCAGGGAUGAAGAUUCAUGGCUCACAGCUCAGAUGGGGAAGCUGCUCUUGCCUUGCAUGGGGGUGAGCGCUGUGGAUGUGUCCCACCAGCCCUCCAUCCCGAAGGAUGGGUGCAGGGGCAGGGGAGUGGUUGGGCUUUGGCAGCUCCUGGGCAGUAGCCACAGUAUCACCCAUCUCGGCUCCGCUCACCAAAGUGCAGCAUUGAUUUUGAGCACGUGUCUGUGUGUGGUGGCCUUGGUGCUGGCAGCAGGAGCAGGGCAAAGACCUGAGACAGCAGAAAGCCAGCACCUGGCUCACCUGAAAGAGCUGUGUCCACAUCAAACGGGGACUGAGGCUGGCGCGUGUGAGUCCAGCCGGGGCAGCACCUCCACCACAGCCAGGCUGCAGAGGCUGGAUGGGAGCUGCUGGGCUGGCACAGCUCAGCCCCUCCAGCGGCUUCACUUUCACCAUCAAGGGGCAUCUCUGUGCAGUGGUGCAUGGUGCUGCAUGGUCGGUCUUCUUUGGUGUGGGUGGGAGAGCACCCAACAGCGAUGCUGGAGCCCAAACCUUUUUGCUUGCUCAACAUAGGUAAAGCUGGGGCUCAUCGUGCCACAAUCCCAGUGGAGGCCGGUGUGCCCUGCUCCUGGGGAAGCUGCUGCAGGGGCUGGAGCUUCCACUCAGACCCUGGAACAGGCAUUUGCCCCCACUCUGCUGGAUUUUGCAACCCAGGCUCAUGCUCUGCUGCAGCAAAAACCUCUGGUGCUGGCCCAGGGCCAAUGGGUGGAUGACAUGGGGGCUUCAAGCCACCCAUCCUCCUUCACUGCACUCCCUAUUCUAGGCUUCUGCUAUGCUCGGUCCGACCGCGGUCCCUCCUGCCGGCAUGGAUGCAAAACGGGUUGGCAAGCUGGGAAUUGGGGCUGGCGCCGGCAUCUCCUCGUGAUGCAGCAUCCUUGGAGGCCGCACAGACUGUCCGGCUCCAGCACUCCCGGAGGCUUGUGUGCUGGUAGCCACGGGAAGUGAGCAUGGCUCUGGGUGAGCUUUGGGGCCACGUGCUGUGGUCCCUGGGGGGUUCAUUGUCCCUCCCUGCACUCUUGGCCAUGCCUGAGUGUGGCGGCUGGGAAGCAGAGACCUUAAAUAACUCCAGAGCAUCCUCGCCCUCCUGGUCCUGGGCUUCCCGCCAGCAUCCCAGGAUGGGUUUUUGUGUGUGUGUGAAUAAAUUAGAACUUCCGAAACAAACCCCGCAACCGCCCCGCUGCACUAAGGCAAAACAAGCCCUGCCUGGCUCAGGCGGCACGCGGCUCUGUCUGUUGCCUCCGAGCCAGGCUUGCCUGAAACAAGCCGGCAAACCUGUCUCUCUCAGGUUUUUGGGAUGCUUCCUGGUGUUCUGAGGCUUGGGAGGUGAUUGGGAGCUUUGUGGUUGGACUGGAAGCUUUUCUUGCUGGCUGGAGUGGGAGCAACACAGGUAAUCGUUGAGGCCAUGGCCACCAGCACUUUUAUUUUCAAACCUUAUCUUUAUUGCAGUUUUCUCCUGCCCUGUUGGGAAAGGAGAAAUGCACCUUAUCUGGCUGGCUGCUGGCAGCACGACCUGUUCCCGGGCAGGGGAGAGGCGGAUGUCCUGCAUCAGCAGCACCUUCCACAUCCCCUGUGGCACAGAGGAUGGAGCCGGGAGCGAUGAUGCUGAGGGUGAUGCUGAGCUAGCCUGGCACGCACCUAUGAUGGGUGCUGGAUGGGAAAGGAAGGUCCCUGCAGCCCCUUACUGCCAGCUGAGCACCUCUGGGGUGUUAUCGCUCUGGCCUCUGGCCAUCGGCUUUAUUAUGGGUUUCUGACGCAGCAAUAAAGUCAAUUCUAAGCUGAGGACAGCUUCGCUGGCACCCCAAGAGCUGGAGCUGGCAGCACGCUGAUCUCAGGCUGGGGAUGCAGGAAUGGGGAGCUGAGGGGGCAGCCGGUCUCUGUGCCCACCCUGGGUCUGGUGGGAUGAGUGCUAGGAGGGGUCUGGGUCCUGCAGAGCAGGCGGCAGUGCCCAAGGCCAUCGUUGUGUCCAUCCCAGGGUGACUCCAGAUGCCUGAGGGGGCUGUUUCUCAGGGAUGUGCUACGGAGCACCCCAGAGUGCCAGGCAGGAGGGUGCAGGGGCCGUGGGGCUGUCCCUGCAGCACUCCCCUGUUAAUGGUUAAUGUGACUGGGCAGCAGAACAGGCUGUACCUUGCUGCUGCUGCUUGAAUCCCAGGCACUCCACCCCGGCCACCAGCCCCACAACACCCUGCUCCCACCCAGACUGUCCCCCAGACACUCCAACAGUGGCUUUGGGGGUGACGCUGUCACCUGCUUGAGCUGAGAUGUAGGAGAUGAGGCUGGGAUCAGGCCUGGCAGCACCCAGUGCUCUCCAGCAUGGGACAUCCUAGUUGGAUGCUCUCUUGAAGGAUGCGGGGUGACAGGAGCAGACCAGGAUCCCUUUUUUUCUCCCCCUAUGUAAUCCCUUUGGCACCCCAGCCAGGAGAGGGGGUACUGUGCCUCUUGGCCACCAUUUCUGGGAGGGGAAAAGCAUUCAGGGAAAGGCAGCACCUCCCAUGGAGCCUUGUGCCAGCGAAGAUUUUGAAGGCUAUUUUGGGGGUGGAUGGCACCUGCCUCGCAUCACUUCAGGGCUCUGGGCUGUCCUGGUGCCUCGCUGUACCUGCACCUUGCAUCAAAGAGGUGCUCAGGGCGAUGGGGCUGCAGAUAAGGGUGUUUUCUUCCUCCCGUGUAUGAUGGAGAGAAAACAGCAACUCUGUGACCUGCAAAUGCUCCAGAGCAAGACUGGGAGCUGGGUGACGAGCCAGGGUGGUCCUGAGGCGGGGGAACGAUGCUGGAGAGGGGGUUUGGUCCCUGGGGAUGGAGACAGGCUGCACUGCAGGGCUCCUCUUGGCUCUUGCAGGCUGUGACUCGGGCUUUGGGCAGGCGACGGCACAGCACUUGGAUGCCAUGGGCUUUCAGGUGUUUGCCAGCGUGCUGGACCCGCAGGGACCCGGUGCCCAGGAGCUGCGCAGGAGCUGCUCCUCAAGGCUGACACUGCUGCAGAUGGACCUGACCAAGCCGGAGGACAUCCAGGGCGUCCUGCAGCACAUCCAGACCCACACCAACAGCACAGGGCUUUGGGGCCUAGUGAACAAUGCUGGCUUCAAUGACACCAUUGCCGACGCCGAGCUCUCGCCGCUGGGCAAGUUUCGCACCUGCAUGGAGGUGAACUUCUUCGGCUCGCUGGAGCUCACCAAGGGGCUCCUGCCCCUGCUGCGCUCCGCUGGCGGCCGCAUCGUCACCGUGAGCAGCCCUGCAGGUGACAUGCCCUUCCCCUGCCUGGCAGCCUACGGGGCCUCGAAGGCAGCACUCAGCCUGCUCAUGGACACCUUUCGCAGUGAGCUCCAGCCCUGGGGCAUCAAAGUCAGCCUCGUCCUGCCAGGCUACUACAAGACAGGGACAACAUGUGACCCUGCCUUCUGGAACCUGCAGAAGAAGCAGCUAGUAGCCAGUCUGCCCCGGGAGCUGCUGCAGGCCUACGGUGAGGACUACGUGGAGGAGAUCAACCGUCAGUUCAUCCAGUUCAUGAAGGUGGCAGUGGAGGACCUCAGCGCAGUGGUGAACAGCAUCACGGAUGGGCUCCUGGCUGCCAACCCAGCCGUGCGCUACUACCCGGGGCAGGGCCUUGGGCUCAUGUAUUUCAUACACCGGUACCUGCCCUAUUUUGUGCGAGACUUGUUCCUGAAAGGGUUCUUCAUCAACCCCAAGCUGCCCCGAGCACUGCGGCAGGAGCACCACGAUGCCACCAAGAAGGCCUGACCAUGGCCCGCAUGCGGUCGCGGGGCAGGAGCAAGCCUUCUCCCGGGAUUCCCCGGCACCCUGGCCCCCGAGCGCGUGCGCAGCCGCCGGCAUCACCCUCCUGGACUGUGGGGGAACAGGCAGCACUAGACAGUGAAAAACCAAAUUGCUUUCCAGAAUCAGGCAGAUCUAUUUUCUAUUGUGCGAGAAUCAAUGUUUUCUAGAGACCAUGGUUUUGUAUUUUUUCUACCCAUGCAUCCCCCAAGGGGGCCUAGCCCUGCCUCACUCAGCAGCUCUGCACCACACACUGCAAUGGACCUUGGGUGUUUCUCAGCUACCCAACAUCUUCCUCACUGCUGUUGGAGCUGCAUUCACCUCCAUCAAUCACCUCUUGCCUGGGUCAUACCCAGGACCCUGUGGCCACUGCCUCCCUGCCCUUACCACACACUCCACGUGCUCUGGCGAGUGCAGGGGCCAAGGCCAGGCUGCCAGCGCCGCAGAGCUCCUCGAGAUGAGCUACAUGAUUGUCACUUUUUAAAUAAAUUUGUUCUUGAUAUGCCA